This is a messenger RNA of Echinostoma caproni, 357 nucleotides long. NCBI's taxonomy places the organism in Eukaryota, Metazoa, Platyhelminthes, Trematoda, Plagiorchiida, Echinostomatidae. The record is from the annotation of a GenBank genome assembly.
AUGACAGUGGUCACAGCUAAUCGUAAGGACAGGCCGAAUGAUGUGCUUACUCAGUUGGAGACUGGUAAGGAAUUGUGGGAUACGGUGGCUAGAAGGGCCAGUGUUGACGUCAUUCCCUCUGCGGCGCCUCAGCGACUGAAGGCCAAAAAUCAGACCGAGGGCGAUCACAUGACCACGCCGAAUAUCCAGGCGUGCUCAUUCACUAUACAAUCCCCGAACUGCAUUGUGACGGUAGUAGGUGCCUACAGAGCACUACUCUCAGAUGAGGAGGAGAAUGGCCAACUGCGCAACUAUCUGGCUGGGGUAAGCAACCAUGCGGAGCUUUUGGUCAUCAUGGGUGACUUCAACUCUCCGGAG